GUUUGUAUUCAUGUAUGUUUUGUGAUCUCCGUACGUAGUUUGGUGCCGGCUUCUUUGAAGCAGCAAAUCUCGAAAUUCCUCUGCAGUUCAGUGUUUGCUCUUUCUUUUUCGGUUUUAUUGUGUUAAUCUUUACUCAUGAUGGCUGAUCUUCACGCCACCGCCGUAAGUCAAGAUGCACUUAGCGCCGUGCAGCUAGAACUAGGUGGCAACCCCAAUGCCUUGGCUCUAAGAAGACCUUUUGAUCCUGUUGCUCAUGACUUGGAGGCCACUUUCCGUCUUACUCGCUUUGCUGAUUUAAAAGGAUGAGGGUGUAAGGUCCCCCAGGAAGUUUUAUCUAAACUCCUGGAGGGACUUCAACAUGACGAAAGUUCAAUCCAAGAUGAGCACGCACAUUUCAUGCACAUGGCCAUCCCCCGGAUCGGUAUCGGAAUGGAUGCGUCUGUUACUCCGCUGAGGCAUGGAGGUUUGUCACUAGUUCAGACCACUGACUUCUUCUACCCACUAGUUGAUGAUCCUUACAUGAUGGGAAAAAUUGCCUGCUCGAAUGUACUUAGCGAUUUGUAUGCAAUGGGAGUGACGGAAUGUGAUAAUAUGCUGAUGCUGCUGGGUGUCUCAACUAAAAUGACGGAAAAGGAGAGAGAUGUUGUUGUUCCAUUAAUCAUGAGAGGCUUCAAGGAUGCUGCUGUAGAAGCUGGUACGAAUGUCACUGGUGGUCAAACUGUAGUGAAUCCGUGGUGCACAAUCGGUGGAGUUGCCACAACCAUCUGUCAGCCUAAUGAAUAUAUUGUGCCAGAUAAUGCAGUUGUCGGAGAUGUCUUGGUCCUCACAAAACCUCUAGGGACACAAGUUGCUGUCAACGCUCACCAGUGGCUUGACAUUCCAGAGCGUUGGAAUCGUAUCAAGCUUGUUGUUUCAGAUGAAGACAUUCGGAAAGCAUACCAGCGAGCAAUGGACUCAAUGGCAAGACUCAACAGAACUGCUGCAAGACUAAUGCAUAAAUAUAAUGCUCAUGGUGCUACGGAUGUGACAGGGUUUGGUCUUCUAGGUCACGCACAAACACUAGCUAAGAAUCAAAAGAAUGAAGUGUCCUUCGUCAUUCACAACUUGCCUGUCAUUGCUAAAAUGGCCGCUGUUGCUAAAGCCUGCGGCAACAUGUUCCACCUCCUUCAAGGAAAUGCUGCUGAGACAUCUGGUGGCCUGUUGAUCUGUUUGCCCCGAGAACAGGCUGCAGCUUACUGCAAGGAUAUUGAAAAGCAAGAAGGUUACCAAUCGUGGAUUAUUGGCAUUGUUGAGAAAGGUAAUAGAACAGCCAGAGUAAUUGACAAGCCUCGUGUGAUUGAAGUUCCUGCUAAAGAAAAAGACGGUGAGUUGUGGUAGAGAGUGUGCACUGCGUCAAUAUUUUAUCUUGUCUACUAAAUGAUAAAAUACUGUCCCAAGUUAUUUAGAACAUGUCAAUAACAUUAAUGUAAAAACUUGUAUCUUAAGCAAAUUUAACUUUCAGAGAAGUAUUAAUACUAAAUUUUAUCAGACUUUCCCCACCUCUUUUAACUCUCUCUUGGUGUCCUCCAUGACACUAGUUAUGAGUGGAAAUUUAUAUCUUGUUUGAAUGGUGAAUUAGGCUACUGACAGCUUUGAUGCAAGUGAAGUCAAAAACAUUUUUUGAGCCUCUAAAAUAUAAAAUCAGUGAAACAAGGGGAACUAUUAUCACCAAUUCUUUUGAUCUUUCAUAUUUUUUCUGAAGAUAGGUUUUUAGUCGAUUUUUUGCAAUAUUCUUUCCACUGUUAUUUUUAUAAUUCUUUCUAUAUUGAUUGAGACACUUUCUUUCAACUCUUCUUUGAUUGAUAGUCUUGAGUGGUGGGUUCUUGGUUUGUAAAUACUAUUCUAUCCGGAACCCGCUCACUAUGCAAGCCUGAACAUACUGUGGAGGUGUUUAUGAGAGUUUGUUCUCAAUUCCUUUCUCAUUUUUUAACUUCUCUUUUGUUAUCAGAAUUUUUAUUUUUAUUAAUUUUUUUAUUCAUCCAUUUCUCUGUCAUUCAUUCCCCUUUACAAACUUCAUGCUGUAUAUGAAGUUUUUGAAUUUUCUUGCUCUACUUUAUCAUUGUCAACUAAGCACUAUCUUCGGGUGUUAGGAUUCUCAUCUGUUUUUAUUUAUUUAUUUAUUUAUUUUUUUUUUUUUUUUUGCUUGUCUCAUGUAAUUUAUUUUAAGUGAAAGAUCUUCAAUUUCCUAGAGAAAGUUUUAUCAUUUGAUUACUGUCCUUCAGCGAAGUUUCAGGUUUUUAUGUCCUAAGUUUGUUGACUAGCUUUGAUGGAAUUCUUUCCGUUUUUCAAAUAUUUUAACUGACCUAUUAUUCUGAAGUUUCCCAACUAUCCAACAUCUCAGUCUUUGAAACAACAUUUCUGUCAUCCUUUGAAGGAAGUCGGAAAAUCAUAAAUCAACUUAGUAUUCAGGAUUGUAAAUGACAAUUGUUUUCUGGUUCAUUGUCACUAUUUUUGGCCGUGAAGUACAAUUACUCUUAAAAUUUUAUAGAAACCUGAAGUUUUCCAGCUGUAAAUUUUGAUGGACUCUAUGUAUUCUUUGCCCUCAAUUUUUUAAGUAUAUAUGUCCAGUAAAUGAAACCACAUCUUACCUUGAAGAAAUGAAUAAAAGAUUCUUCCCGGAAA
Molecule: messenger RNA, 2661 nt
Organism: Bemisia tabaci
Lineage: Eukaryota; Metazoa; Arthropoda; Insecta; Hemiptera; Aleyrodidae
Gene: Sps1
Product: inactive selenide, water dikinase
Biological process (GO): L-selenocysteine biosynthetic process
Cellular component (GO): cytoplasm
Molecular function (GO): selenide, water dikinase activity; ATP binding
Source: RefSeq, a predicted model, not a curated record